Messenger RNA from Drosophila hydei, 1907 nucleotides. RefSeq lists its product as uncharacterized. Gene Ontology annotation, molecular function: monocarboxylic acid transmembrane transporter activity. The coding region runs from base 40 to 1869 and encodes 609 amino acids. The transcript has 5 exons. NCBI's taxonomy places the organism in Eukaryota, Metazoa, Arthropoda, Insecta, Diptera, Drosophilidae. The record is from RefSeq and is a predicted model, not a curated record.
GGAACGGGAACGGGAACGGGAACGGGAUCGGUGGCGGGCAUGACAACAAUGCCAAUGGCAACAGCGGCAGCGGUACCAGUUGCUGGUGCACCCGUACGUCGUGCCGCUGCCCGCGCCACCGCCGGAGUGCAACGGCGGCGGGUGGUCAAGAAGCACAUACAACAGAAGUACAUGCUCUGCGGUUUUGCCAUACACGCAUUUCUGGCAACGCCAGCCUACUUGUAUGGCAACGUUGUGGAAUCGGACAAGGAUCUGGUGCUGCGCAUUUGGCCAGCUAUCGUCUACCAGGCCACCGGUGAGCUCUGUCGCUCCAUUAUGGAGCAUCUGGACACAGAGUAUAGCGGGCGGGCACGCGAAACCGUGCAAUACAGACGCAUCUUUCUGCUGGCCACAUUCAUUGCCUGCCUCUCGCUCAUGAUCAGCGGCAUCUUCUUCUCAUCCGCCUGGGUGGUGGUCACCACCACCACGCAAACUGUGGCCAUUGUCUUCUACGGCUGUUUUGCGGGUAUUGGCGCCAGUCUGUAUCAGUGGAAGACGCAUGUCAUACUGGAGGCAGUGCGUCCGCGCGAGGACAAAUACGUGCGCAAGACGAUUCAUCUGUGCGGUGAAGCCUUCUGCCAGCUGUUCCUGUCGUUUGUCUUCACCAGCCUGCGCACGCUGUAUGGCACCGCGCAGUCCAUUGUGCUGAUGUCGGCAAUGCUGGUGAAUCUCAUACCACUUAGCCUGAUCAUCACCAAGCAUCGCGAGGAUGCGUUCACAACCAAACGGAUCUCAGUAAUCAAGGCGGAGACCGGCUUCGGGGCGCUGCCAAUGCGUGCCGCGCUGGCGGCCAUCUUUGUGGCGGAUCAAAUGGAUGGCCUCGACACGCCAAUGUCCUGGCGCAAUCCGGCCACGGAGAUGACCAGCACAGCGCCAGCGGCAGCUGUGGCCGCCGCUGUUGUCGACACGCACAGCAACUAUAUGCUCGCCACGGAUGAGGCAUACGUCACGUAUGUGAAUCCGAAUGGCGUUGAAAUCAUGGAGAUUAUACCCGAAGAGGAUGAGACGGUGUCCAUAAUGCGCUCCAGCAAUGCCACCAUCGACAACUACAGCAUAUCUCAGUCGCAAAUGCUGCACAAGUCCCAUUCGAAUGGCCGCCUCUAUUCGCAGAGCCCGCUGAAUCCCAGUGGCACCGGCAGCUCCUCCCCACUGCCCGAGGCCUAUGCGAAUUUGCAUCGCAUCCGACGUAUGUCACGGGCGGUUACAUCACACUUGUGGUGGAAUCUGUUGGACAAGAUUGUGAUGCCGCUGCAGCAGGCGCUGCUGGUGCCGCAGCUAUAUGCCACCACACUGCUCAUCUCAGCGGACAUCUUUAGCUAUGUGAUGUGCCUCACUGUGCUGCCGGGCUUAGCUGUCAGCCAUCAUGCAUUGAAGAACGCCGAAAUACCAUUCCUCUUCUCUCUGCUGGCCUUUCCCUGGAUGUGCUUCUCGCUGAUGACGCCGCGCUUCGGUUCGAGCCUGUACAAAAGAAAGCUACAGUGGUUCACAUUGGGCAGCAUCUGCAAGUGUCUGGCGCUCAUUUUUAUUAGCUUCUCCACGUCCAAGCUGCUGCUAAGCGUUUCGGCUGUGCUGCUGGGCUUUGGCCAGGUGGUCACAGCCUUUCUACAGGAAAUGGUCUUCCAGUUGGGCAUGACGCGGGCCAACUGGACAGCCAUUCGCCGGCCGGUACACUUCACCAACGGCCUGCUGAUACUCAUUUGGGGCGCUCUCGCCCAUUGGGUCGUGGUCCACUACACAUUCCAGGCAACGGUGGGCCUUGCGGGUGCUCUAUAUGGAUCUACAACCUUAGUGUGGAAUUUUUUGUUUUUCUGUUGCCAAAACAAGGACUAACAGAACAGUGCAUUAUUUUGCAUGUUGCCUGGUCUUAA